CUCGCGCCAUGGAGAAGAGCUCGAGCUGCGAGAGUCUCGGCGCGCAGCUCCCAGCGGCAAGGCUGCCCAGCGAGGACUCACUGUCCAGUUAAUGUGUUAAGAACCAUUGACAUUUGAAGAUCAUCAGAAGUGAAGAUAAAACAUCUCAAAAAUUAUAAUUUUACCAUUGUACCUGGAAAACCCUGAAUGCCACAGAUGCGCCAUUUACCUGAAGCUGGCAUGCUGUUUCCCAGUCAUUAGCCUGAAGUGUGGCCGAUUGUGAUUUUUAAAUCACUGGUGCUUCCACUUCUCAUUCAGAGAACUCGGUGCAUACCAAAUCAGCUUCGGCUAUAUCAUCAGAUUCCAUUUCAACGUCUGCAGACAACUUUUCUCCUGAUUUGAGGGUCCUGAGGGAGUCAAACAAGUUAGCAGAAAUGGAGGAGCCAGCCCUGCUUCCAGGAGAGAACAUCAAAGAUAUGGCCAAAGAUGUGACUUACAUAUGUCCGUUCACUGGUGCUGUCCGAGGAACGCUGACCGUCACAAAUUACAGAUUAUAUUUCAAGAGCAUGGAGCGGGACCCUCCAUUUGUUCUAGAUGCUUCUCUUGGAGUGAUAAGUAGAGUAGAAAAAAUUGGUGGUGCAUCUAGCCGCGGUGAAAACUCUUAUGGUUUGGAAACUGUGUGCAAGGACAUCAGGAAUUUACGAUUUGCUCAUAAACCAGAGGGCCGGACAAGGAGGUCCAUAUUUGAGAACCUAAUGAAGUAUGCGUUUCCUGUGUCGAACAGCUUGCCUCUUUUUGCUUUUGAGUAUAAAGAAGUAUUCCCCGAAAAUGGAUGGAAACUGUAUGACCCCCUUCUAGAGUACAGAAGGCAGGGAAUUCCAAAUGAAAGCUGGAGAAUAACAAAGAUAAAUGAACGCUAUGAACUCUGCGACACAUAUCCUGCCCUCUUGGUCGUGCCAGCAAACAUUCCUGACGAGGAGCUAAAGAGAGUGGCAUCCUUCAGGUCACGGGGCCGGAUCCCAGUUUUAUCAUGGAUUCACCCUGAAAGUCAGGCCACAGUCACUCGCUGCAGCCAGCCCAUGGUCGGAGUGAGUGGGAAACGCAGCAAAGAGGAUGAGAAGUACCUUCAGGCCAUCAUGGACUCCAACGCCCAGUCGCACAAAAUAUUUAUAUUCGAUGCUCGGCCAAGUGUCAAUGCUGUUGCCAAUAAGGCAAAGGGGGGAGGUUAUGAAAGUGAAGAUGCCUAUCAAAAUGCAGAACUUGUUUUUCUGGAUAUUCAUAAUAUCCAUGUUAUGAGAGAAUCAUUACGGAAGCUCAAGGAGAUUGUGUACCCCAACAUUGAAGAAACUCACUGGUUGUCUAACUUAGAAUCCACACACUGGCUGGAACACAUUAAGCUCAUUCUUGCAGGGGCUCUUAGGAUUGCCGACAAGGUGGAGUGUGGGAAGACGUCUGUGGUGGUGCACUGCAGUGAUGGCUGGGACCGCACAGCUCAGCUUACGUCCCUGGCCAUGCUCAUGCUGGAUGGGUACUAUCGGACCAUACGAGGGUUUGAAGUCCUCGUGGAGAAAGAGUGGCUGAGCUUUGGACAUAGAUUCCAGCUGAGAGUUGGCCAUGGAGAUAAGAACCACGCUGAUGCAGACAGGUCACCUGUCUUCCUUCAAUUUAUUGACUGUGUCUGGCAAAUGACAAGACAGUUCCCCACCGCUUUUGAAUUCAAUGAGUAUUUUCUCAUUACCAUCCUGGACCACUUGUAUAGCUGUUUAUUUGGGACAUUCCUCUGUAACAGCGAACAGCAGAGAGGGAAAGAGAAUCUUCCUAAGAAGACAGUGUCACUGUGGUCCUAUAUAAAUAGCCAGCUGGAUGACUUCACUAAUCCUCUUUAUGGAAGCUACUCCAAUCAUGUCCUUUACCCAGUAGCCAGCAUGCGCCACCUAGAGCUCUGGGUGGGUUAUUAUAUAAGGUGGAACCCCCGGAUGAAACCACAGGAACCUAUCCACAGCAGAUACAAAGAACUUCUUGCCAAAAGAGCAGAGCUUCAAAGAAAAGUAGAGGAACUUCAGAGAGAAAUUUCCAACCGCUCAACCUCCUCUUCAGAGAGAGCCAGCUCUCCUGCACAGUGUGUGACUCCUGUCCAAACUGUUGUAUGAAAGGACUAGGCCAGGGGCAUCAUUGCCAGGAACUUGACAUUAUAGCACCUUAUGGGUAGAAAGCCUUCUGUGUUUUAAACCCAUCUAUGGGAGAAUCCUCCUUCUUCAGAUGCUGUAUUUAUUUCAAAUCUCUCUUAGAUGAGUUUAGAAACAUAGCAGUGCAAGUGACAAUGAAGAUGAUCUCAUUUGUAAUUAAAGUGUGACACUAAUCUUAAGUCACCCAAAGAAUACUCAAGUACUGCAGUCCUGUAUUCACACUAGGAGCAAGUUUUUUCAUUUAAAAAUGUCUUAAAAAUCUGAGCACCUGGUAAGAGCUCCAGGAGGAGGAGAAAAGCAAGGGCAUCUGUGAGCAUGCAUACUGAGCCUUGAUGGCGGUCUCAGGUCCAAAUACUCCUUUCUCAAUUUCCCAAUUUUUUUGUGUUAUUUAAUAUAGUAAAAAGCAUUGUUUUGAGAGUAUUAUGGCAUAGUAGGAGUUAAAAGUUGCUGCUCACAUUGCAAUUAGUUUAUUUCCAACAACAGUUAGCAAAUGCCUUAUAUAUGUGCUUUGGGGGAGUUAAAGGGACAAAGUAGUAGCUGUCAUCUAGGAACUCAAAGAAUAUUCCAUAACCAUCAUCCUAAUUUCCAUUUACAUAUUGAUCACAAACAUCACAGAAGACAUUUUAAAACCUUACCAUUAUUCCACUUUAUCUCAAUGCUAUUUGGCAAAUUUUAAGACAGUAUUUUAAAAACUUAAAAGUCUGACUUUAAGAGCUACGUUUAAAUCUCACAUGAACACUUUACCAAAGACCACUCUGCAUGUGCGUUAGUCUCAGUGCCAGCAAGUGCAGCCUUGCGUCUCUGCUCACCUGAGUUCGGUGCUGGUGUGGACAGUUGAUCCCUGGUGUCUGUUUUACUCUGUACAAGAGCCAUAUGUAAUGUACUGUAACAAAUGAGCUUCUUACCACUUGGUCUUUUAAUUAAAUGACUUCAAACUCUGUCCUUGUCCACAGUUGUCUACAGUAUCCUCCCCACCCAACCCCCAAAAUGUUAACCUGGAAUUGUCCAAUUUGAGGCCACUUGUUGACACCUAAAUUCAAACUUUAAAAACCAUUGUUCUCUCA
Messenger RNA from Apodemus sylvaticus (European woodmouse), 3229 nucleotides. RefSeq names its product myotubularin related protein 2 (gene Mtmr2). Gene Ontology annotation, biological process: dephosphorylation. Gene Ontology annotation, molecular function: phosphatidylinositol-3,5-bisphosphate 3-phosphatase activity. Bases 414 to 2129 code for a protein of 571 amino acids. The transcript is spliced from 17 exons. NCBI's taxonomy places the organism in Eukaryota, Metazoa, Chordata, Mammalia, Rodentia, Muridae. The record is from RefSeq and is a predicted model, not a curated record.